This is a messenger RNA of Clavispora lusitaniae ATCC 42720, 1605 nucleotides long. RefSeq names its product histidine--tRNA ligase (gene HTS1). Gene Ontology annotation, cellular component: mitochondrion; cytosol; cytoplasm. The record is from RefSeq and is a predicted model, not a curated record. Gene Ontology annotation, molecular function: RNA binding; histidine-tRNA ligase activity; ATP binding. Lineage: Eukaryota; Fungi; Ascomycota; Pichiomycetes; Serinales; Metschnikowiaceae. Gene Ontology annotation, biological process: mitochondrial translation; histidyl-tRNA aminoacylation.
AUGUUCAGGCGCUCGUUCCCAAAACUACUAAGAAGGAUGUCGACUGAAGCCAGCUCGCCUAUUGUUGCGGCCAAUGUUCCGCCAAAAGCACCCAAACAGUCAAAAAAGGCUAAGAAACAAGAGUUUCUUUUGAAAACGCCCAAAGGUACCAAAGAUUGGGCUGACAAGGACAUGGUCUUGAGAGAAGCCAUUUUCUCUACUCUCAGUGAUAUGUUCAAGAAGCACGGUGGUCAGGCACUCGACACACCUGUUUUUGAGCUCAGAGAGAUCUUGACCGGUAAGUACGGUGAGGAUUCGAAGUUGAUCUACAACUUGCAAGACCAAGGUGGUGAGUUGACUUCUUUGAGAUACGACUUGACUGUGCCAUUUGCACGGUUUGUGGCGGCAAACAGUAUCAGCUCCAUAAAGAGAUACCACAUUGCCAAGGUUUACAGAAGAGACCAGCCUGCUAUGACCAAGGGAAGAAUGAGAGAAUUCUACCAAUGCGACUUUGACAUUGCUGGUACCUAUGAUCCAAUGGUGCCAGAUGCCGAGGUGUUGGCAAUUUUGGUUGAAGGCUUGACCUCUUUGGGUAUUCACGACUUCAAAAUCAAGUUGAACCACCGUAAAGUGUUGGAUGGUAUUUUCCAGGCUUGUGGUGUAAAGGAUGAAGACGUGCGUAAGAUAUCUUCUGCAGUGGACAAGUUGGACAAGUUGCCAUGGGAGGCAGUGAAGAAGGAGAUGUGUGUCGAAAAGGGCCAACCGGAAGCUGUGGCCGACAAAAUCGGGGAGUUUGUCAAGGUUAAGGGUUCGCUCAAGCAUACUUUGGAUUUCUUGCAAGGUUCAGAGUUAUUGGCCUCAAACGAAUCUGCCCAAAAGGGUAUUUCUGACAUGGCUGAGUUGGCUGGAUAUGUCGAGGCGUUGCAGAUCGAAGACCACUUGUCGUUUGACUUGUCACUUGCCCGUGGUUUGGAUUAUUACACAGGUUUGAUUUACGAAGCUGUCACCGAAGCAUCUGCUCCUCCUUCGAACGCCGAGGAGUUGAAGGCUCGCGCAAAGAAAGAGAACAAGGAUGAGGAUGCAAGUGAGUACGUCGGUGUCGGCUCUAUUGCUGCAGGUGGACGUUACGAUAACUUGGUUGGAAUGUUUUCCAAUGGAAAAACUAUUCCAUGUGUCGGUAUUUCAUUCGGUGUCGAGCGUAUCUUUUCUAUUCUCAAAGCUAGAGCGGCUAAGGAGUGGGAAAACCUCUCAUCUACUCACACAGACGUGUACAUCAUGGCAUUUGGCGGUGGUGCUGGUUGGACCGGUUUCUUGAAGGAACGUAUGACUGUUGCUCGCCAAUUAUGGGCUGCUGGUAUCAACGCCGAGUACUUGUACAAGGUGAAGGCUAAUCCUAGAAAACAGUUUGAUGCGGCAGACAAGGCCAAAGCCAAGUUGGCGGUGAUUUUGGGUAAGGAAGAGUACCCAGAAGGUAAGUUGAGAGUCAAAGUAUUGGGUCAAGGUGAUGACAGCACUGAUGGAGAUCUUGUGGAGGCAGGCGAGAUUGUGGAAGUCGUCAAGCAGAAGUUAGGCGAGGUGUAUGUGGACGGCAUGAGCGACAUUUCUCGUUUGGUGAAGAACUUGUAA